AUAUAUAUAUAUAUAUAUAUAUCCCACAGCUCAUUUUUCCUCCCACUAUUUUUUUUAGUUGUUUUUCUUUUUUCCGAUAUUAGUUUCAACCUUGUAACUCUCUUGUAUUAUCUUAUUGUUCUAUAUUCUAUCUGCCAUGUCUACCGAUCUUGAAUUAUGCCAAGAGUUGCCGAAAGUCAGUCUUCAAUCUAUAAGGGUCCGAACCCAAAAGGGUUCGGAAUCCGCUGACACCAACGGAAGCGUAAUUCCGAAGCAAGAUUUUAAAGGUCAGGGGGACGACGGCCAGGAUUCUGAUCAGUGUCCGCGGACACCGACUUCUAAAGAACAUAGGAUUCCCGAAUUGCUUACGUGUCCGCCGGCGCCGAGGAAGCCCAAGACGAGGGCGGUCCAAUGCAAGAGGAAACUCACUGAGCUCAAAUUCUUCGAGAUCGUGAAACGCGAUGAAGUGGAGUCGUUUUUCAGAUCGAGCUUUGAGGUUUCUGGUAUUAAUGGUUCUUCGGCCAAAAGGUCUUGCUGCUCUUGUAAAUGAAAUGAAACGGUGUCGUUUUCAUCUCGAAAAUCACACGGAUUAUUUAGUUCUUUCCUUUUUAUUUUUAUUUUUAUUUUUAUAAUAUAUAUAUAUAUAUUCUUCUUCUUCUUCUUCUUUUUGUUCCACUGUUAUUUGAUUUUUGAGUUUUCUAUAAAUAUUUUUAUAAUGGUGAUAAUUUGUAAGGCAUGAAAAACGUACCUGAAUUAUGUUGUUCAUACAAGGUUGUAUUAUUAGUAUUUACACAGCGCAUUGAAAAGAUUGGAUUAAUAUUCCGUUUUCGAUAUUUGUAUAGCGAUCCAUUUGAGUUCUUAUUUUCUCUUUUAUUCUUCUUUUCAGACAAAUUUUGGAUCUGAAUUAUGAAUCAAAGUUUAUCAAGAUUUGGAUCUUUA
Molecule: messenger RNA, 918 nt
Organism: Ziziphus jujuba (common jujube)
Lineage: Eukaryota; Viridiplantae; Streptophyta; Magnoliopsida; Rosales; Rhamnaceae
Product: cyclin-dependent protein kinase inhibitor SMR1
Exons: 1
Coding region: 137-529 (130 amino acids)
Biological process (GO): regulation of DNA endoreduplication
Source: RefSeq, a predicted model, not a curated record